AAGCGGGUAAGAAUGAUUGCGAAAUUGGAUCGGACCACCUGCUACCUCACCCUCCUUGUGACCUUGUGUAAGGGUGCCUGAAAAUUACGCAAGAAGAAAAGAGCGUGCACCCCUGUUACAAAAUAACAUAGAAAAACGAUCGCCCUGGACUGACAUAAAUGAGAACUUGUCCCCAACCGUUACAUGAAAUAAAUAGCCACUGGGUAAUAACAUACAAGUCAACGCUAAACAUCUAUACAGUGACCAUAGUGAAUACCCAAUACCAACUGCGUGAAUUCCUAAUCGAAGUGUUUGUUUGUUAUGGAGACGGAGCACGAGACUAGCAACAGAGUCCAGGUCUCACACCGGAAGUUUUCAAGGGAGUAGCGUGAUGUAUCAAGGCGAGGGCGGAGAGGCAGACGACACGCGAAAGGACCAGGCGAUAGACGAGUACUAUCGGGACUUAGACAACAACCCUCAGUCAUCACUUCAAACUCCACAAGUCGUUCAUCCUAGCACCAGCAAUAUGAGUGGACACGGCAGUGCUAAAGUAGAGCCGUUCUCGAUUGACGCAGACAGUAAUGAGGACACUGGGAUCGGUUGCUGUGGAUAUGUCCUGUAUGGCCUCUCCCUCUUCGUCAUGCUCAUCACCUUUCCCUUCUGCCUGUGUCUAGCCAUUAAGGUGGUGCAAGAAUACGAGAGGGCUGUUAUAUUUCGACUGGGUCGACUGGUACCCGGAGGUGCCAAGGGACCAGGUAUGUUCUUCAUCGUCCCGUGCAUGGAUGCUUUCACCAAAGUGGACCUGAGAACCGUGUCUUUUGAUGUGCCGCCCCAAGAGGUAUUGACGCGUGACUCUGUGACAGUAGCGGUAGACGCUGUGGUCUACUACCGUAUCAGCAACGCCACCGCCUCCAUCACCAACGUUGAAGACUCGAGCCGAUCCACGAGGCUGUUAGCAGCCACAACACUCAGGAACGUCCUUGGGACCAAAAGUCUGAGCGAGAUUUUGUCUGAGAGAGAGGGUAUCAGUCACACCAUGCAGUCUUCCCUCGAUGAAGCAACAGACCCAUGGGGUGUGAAGGUGGAGAGAGUCGAAGUUAAGGACGUGCGACUGCCACUCCAACUCCAGAGAGCAAUGGCUGCCGAGGCGGAAGCAACACGUGAUGCACGGGCAAAGGUCAUUGCCGCUGAAGGUGAACAAAAGGCUUCUCGGGCUCUGAAAGAAGCCGCUGAUAUCAUCACCGAAUCUCCCGCGGCUCUCCAGUUGCGUUAUCUGCAGACCCUAAAUUCCAUCUCGGCAGAGAAGAAUUCCACCAUCAUUUUCCCGCUGCCCAUUGACCUUAUGCAAGCGUUUAUGAAGAAGUAGUUAGGGAAGCCAGCGCCAUUUUAGGUUGCAGCAAACAAGCAUAAUAGAAGAUGAUUUCUUGUGUGUCACAUACGCACGUCUGAGAAAUUAAUGGGUGGGUGGAUGGGGGGUUAAUCAUUUUUAUACCUGUUGAACUUGUAUAUAUGCAUUGGUUGUUUGCUGUGGAUCCUGAUGGCUGGUUUCAUGGUUAUUGUGUAAAUAGUUGACCUUUUUACGCUUAUUGAUUACUGUUGUAUCAACAACGCAUAACCUAUGGGUGAUAUAAUCAGUAUUGAGGCCAGUUUUGUACAUUGCAUUGUAUAUUAUAUAAGCUGACAUAUAAUUAUUUAUACAGAUUCUUUCUGCCUUACACGCUGUCUCUGCGAUUCUGGGUACAAUUGAGAGCCCCAUUUCUGGUGUCACCCGCCGUGAUAUUGCUGGAAUAUUGCUAAAAGCGGAGUAAAACUAAACUCAUUUAUUCUACGAUUCUACAUAACCUUCACAUGUAUCAAAGAAACGUAUCUGUUCAUUAUACUUGCUUUGUUGUUCGAGUCACGUUUCGCCUUCAACAUGAUGAUGGUGAUUGAUACAGCUGCUGCUGCUGCUGCUGCUGCUGAUGAUGAUGAUGAUGAAAUUAACAACAAUAAUGUCUCUUUGUCACUUUCAGUACACGCACAGUUGUGUUGAAAGGAUAUAUAAAUCAGAUGUUAACCUUUUCCACUCGUUUGUUAUUUCGUUUUGUCUUGCAUACCAUGGGAUAUUAAUCAAUGAAAAGUGGGAAUGUUUUGGGGUCCUUGUUUCGUUUGUAUUUCUAGUUUUGCUGCUUAUAUGAAUGCCCCAAAAUCAAGAUAAGCUUGCAUUGUUACUUUCACCAUAUAUAUGCCCUAUCUAUGUGUUCCACUAAACAAGCAUAACGCCCCGAGGUACAGAAAUGUUGAAAUUACGAUCCCCAUGAGGAGAAGAUUGCAUUAGAAACAGGUUAAAAAACACUGUUAUCUCGAAGUAAAUAUUCACGAACAUAUUUCCUUGGAUGCCAUGCAAGAUGCUACUUUGUGAAUGAAACUCUUUUGUGUUGCCUGGAUAGUGACAAAAACAAGGCCGAUUUUAAAGAAACGUGCUUCAGAAACCAGGUCACAGGGAUGUCACUAGACUAACAACUAGUCUCUGAAAUGAACAUAUUUUACUGAGAAAAAGUUCAUAGUAAAAAAAAAUAUUGAAAAGGAGCCCUGAGACUUUCCAGAAGCUGAGGAAAUCUAGACUUACCACAUUUUCUAGACUUGCGUGGGCUUUCUUGGAUAUAUUUGCUUCAGGGUCUUUACGACAGACUAGGGUGUCACGGAAAGAGCAGGGAGUAUUGCAGUUUCAGAGCUUGGAUUGUCAUCGGUGAGAGACCUUCGAAAACGAUUCCGAGACUUGAGCGCCUUCAGUUGACCCAAAGAAAGGUCAAGGACAACGCACUGAUUUAUGAUAGGGCGUAGUACAGACGGUAGAUAGGUGCGAUUAAUCUGAUCUUUCAAUAUAAGUUCAGGAAUAUGCUUCUCUUCUCACUGGACUGUUUUUUCUAUACAAAUCAACAGUUCAAAAUUAACAAAGGGUAGUUUUUAUUUAUGUGGCAUUACUUCAAAGCUGGUUUCAAUGUUUUCUUAUGCUUUACAAACCCGUUUAGCUUUUGCUUUGUUUAGCUAUUUAAUUGUGUGUACAUAGUAUUUACUCAUCAUCAAAUUAGAAGGAGCGUCGGGGUAGCCUGGUGGUUAAAGCGUUCGCUCGCCACGCCGAGACCCGGGUUUGAUUCCCCAAAUGGGUACAAUAUGCGACGCCGAUUUCUAGUGUGAUAUUGCUGAAUGAUUGCUCACUAUACUAACUCACAAUCGUAUUUAAAUUGUACAUAUGCCUUCAUGAGCCAGAUUACCAUCACUCUCUUAUCAGUAGUUCGUAUUUUUAUGUAUUGUAAGUACAUGUAUAUUGCGAGAGACAGAAAUAAACUAUUUAUCUAUGUUA
Molecule: messenger RNA, 3322 nt
Organism: Haliotis rubra (blacklip abalone)
Lineage: Eukaryota; Metazoa; Mollusca; Gastropoda; Lepetellida; Haliotidae
Product: band 7 protein AGAP004871-like
Exons: 8
Coding region: 371-1345 (324 amino acids)
Cellular component (GO): plasma membrane
Source: RefSeq, a predicted model, not a curated record